GGGUCUGUGAUAUUAGACGGUUUAAAAAUGGUGUACGCAAAUUGUUCGAUGUCCAUCAUUGUAAAUAAGAACGUCAGUGAAAGUGUGCAGGUUCGAUCUUCUGUAAGACAGGGAUGUCCACUGUCUCCCUUGCUGUUUGCAAUUUACUUGGAACCAUUUUGUUUAAAACUGAUUAACAGUGAUAGUAUACGUGGUUUUAGGUUACACUCUUGCGAAGUAAAAGUGCUUUCUUAUGCAGACGACGUUGCUGUUUUUUGUGUAGACCAAGACAGCGUUCGUGAGGUAAUCAGCACUGCUUCCUCCUUCUGUAAGAAAACGGGUAGUGCUAUCAACUGGGGCAAAAGCGUAGGUCUCUGGCACGGUAAUUGGGCUACCGCACCCGGUAACUUUGUGAAUGUUCAGUGGACAAAUUUACCUUCGAAGUACCUCGGGGUGCCACUCCAGCACUACCGCGAUAGCAAGCAACUAUGGAGUGAAGAGACGGAGAAGGUUAAGACUAAAGCGGAGAGCUGGAGGGGUAGGGACUUCUCCAUGUUUGCACGCGCUACCGUUUGUAAUUUAUUUUUAACUGCGAAAAUUUUGUACAUUUUGCAAGUGCUGUGUAUGCCGCGCCUCAACAUACAAAGACUGCACAGAGUUUUCGCUGUUUUCAUCUGGAAUUCGAGCUGGGAGCGUUCUGCUCGUACCAAUUUGUUCCGAUCUGUUGGUAAUGGUGGUCUAGGAUUGUCCCAUUUGUUUCUAAGACAAAUUGUGUCUAGGUUCAUGUUUUUACGCGAUCAGAAAGAUUCAUUUUUGCGUACUGUUAUGCAAGUGCGACUGCAGUAUGCACUCCCUGAGUUUGUGGUGUCAUCUAGUAGACAAAUGCGAUCCAGUGUACAAGGUCAUUUGCGUGAAGUUGUGCUUUCUUUCAGAAUACUCAAGGUGCGCUUUUCCUUAGAGUAUCUUAGUUCAGUUACCCGAAAACGAUUGUAUAAAGAUUUAAUAGAUGUACUGUUGCCAAUACCUCUCUAUAGGUCAUUAUACUGUGAACGUCCAGGGCUAGAUGUGCUAAAAAGGGUAAAGAAAAUGCCAAUCAAAUCUUCGGUAAAAUCUUUUUUCUUUAAAUUGCACAGCGGCGUACUCCCUCUAAAGGCGUGGCUAGAACAGAAAGGUAUAUUUGUACCGUGGUCAGUGAAUUGUAUCCUCUGCAAAAAACCCGAGACGAUAGAGCACGUAUUUAUUGAGUGUUGGGACGCCGUGUUUCAUUGGGACAUUCUUCAGCGCACACUGAAAAAAGAUCUACCUAUAACCGCGCACGGCAUCCGCUUUUUGCCUCUGGAAAACGAGGGGGGAGUCCCUUACGAUAUGUUCAUGCUCCUCAGCCUCCACAGUCUCUGGAGGACAAGAAUGAGUGUUAAUAAUGAACGAAAGGAUGACGACUGUGAGGGAGCGCGCAAAGAAGUGUACGCGGAGAAGGAGAGUUUGUGA
Molecule: messenger RNA, 1467 nt
Organism: Ixodes scapularis (black-legged tick)
Lineage: Eukaryota; Metazoa; Arthropoda; Arachnida; Ixodida; Ixodidae
Exons: 2
Source: RefSeq, a predicted model, not a curated record